AAUAGAAUGGAGGUGGAUAGUAUUGCAGCUGUAAUGAUGGGUUACCAUUGCAGGUAAAAAUGAAAACAUCCCUUCGUGGCUAUGAGUGCGGAGUUUGCGCACCGUCGUCGAGGACCUGAGUGAAUGUGUGAGUGUUUGUGUGUGUGUGUGUGUGUGUAUGCAUGUAUAUGCGUGAGUGUGCAUGUACACUUGUGUGCAGAUCCACAAUUGUGUGUUAGGAACAUGGGACCAAUACCGUGUCCAGUGGGCGACAGCUUUCUAACUCCAGAGACUCAUUCAAGGGCGGAUCGGUGCUGCAUCUCCUGACCUCCUCUCUCCACCCCCUCCCCUCCUUGUCGUGGACACGCCCCCCAACCCCCAGCCCUGCCUUUUGACUUCAUGAAGCUUCGUCUCGUCAGUGAUCUGAUGAAUAAAUUUGAGGUCCUUGGGAUUGUAGGAGAGGGAGCCUAUGGGGUAGUUCUUAAAUGCAGGCACAAGGAGACAAAGGAACUUGUGGCCAUAAAGAAGUUUAAGGACAGUGAAGAGAAUGAGGAGGUGAAAGAAACAACCCUGCGGGAGCUGAAGAUGCUCCGCACACUCAAGCAGGAGAACAUCGUGGAGCUGAAGGAGGCGUUCCGUCGCCGUGGGAAACUCUACCUAGUAUUUGAAUAUGUGGAGAAGAACAUGCUGGAGCUGCUGGAGGAGAUGCCCAAUGGCGCACCGCCCGACAAGGUCCGCAACUACAUCUACCAGCUGAUUAGAGCCAUCCACUGGUGCCAUAAGAACGAGAUUGUACACAGAGACAUCAAGCCAGAAAAUCUCCUCAUCAGCUCUAAUGAUAUCCUCAAGCUGUGUGAUUUUGGUUUUGCCCGUAACCUCUCAGAAGGCAGUGAUGCUAAUUACACAGAAUACGUGGCCACAAGGUGGUACCGUUCUCCAGAGCUGCUCCUGGGGGCCCCGUACGGGAAGGCCGUGGACAUGUGGUCAGUGGGGUGUAUUCUGGGCGAGCUGAGUGAUGGACAGCCCUUGUUUCCGGGCGAGAGUGAGAUCGACCAGCUCUUCACCAUUCAGAAGGUCCUGGGUCCUCUCCCGCCUGAGCAGAUGAAGCUCUUCUAUAGCAACCCACGCUUCGCUGGUCUCCGGUUCCCAACGGUCAGCCACCCACAGACACUGGAGAGAAGAUACCUGGGCAUCAUUAGCGGUUUAAUGUUGGACCUGAUAAAGAGCCUUCUGCAGCUGAACCCGUCUGAGCGCUUCCUUACCGAGCAGUGCUUGAACCACCACGUGUUCCAGGGGCUGCGAGCCAUGGAGCGACCCGCCGUGCCCUCUCCCACGGUGCCACGCUCGUCCAAGAGGAAACCCUACCACGGGGACAACACCAUACCCAGCCGCAGUAAGAGUUCCAGUCACCGUCGCUCCAACGGUAAAGACUGCUCAUCACUGCCACGCCACGAGGACCUGCACCGCAGCACAGACAGCUUCCUGAACGGAGGCGUGAUCGGGGGCGUGUCCGGGCUUGGGGGCGUGGCCGCCAGCCUGAGCCCCACACUGCACCCCAAGAGCUACCAGAGCCAGACGCUGAACCGUUCAGUGUCCUGCAACAAAGAUCUAGCCAAUAACAAUCUGCCACACCUACUCAGCCCCAAAGACACCAAGGGUAAGACAGAGUUUGACUUCACCCUGGGCCCCAAGGGUGGGACUGCAGUGGGCGUGGCCAGUGGGCCGGAUACCUCCACUGGCAAGUACCUCAAGUCAUCCAAGCCAGGCCGGCACUCGUCCUUCCUGGAGGGCAAGACCAGCACGCUGCAGUCAGGCGAAAAACGCGGCCACCACGGCUACGCAGAGAGCUCCCACGGCUCCAUGCCAUCCUCAUCAUCCUCGAAGAGCGCCUCAUCCUUCCUCAGCCUGUCCAAGAGCCAUGGAGCGCUGAGCGACGCUAAGUCCAUGGGGAACCUGGCCGAGGCGCGCCUCCACCCGGACGAGGCUGCAUCUGGCUCUGGAUCCGGUUCCGGAUCCCGCUACUUCCCAUCCAGCUGCCUGGACCUGAAUGCGGCUCCGGGUAGCCCGCGGGGUGAGCGGCACGGCACAUCGGAGCGCCAGGGCCACAGCCCCGCCGGGCGUGGCAAUACGCGCCUGGAGGGCGGCACACUCGACUCCCGCCGCUCCUCUGGCCGGAAGAAGAACCCGGAGGAACCCAAGGCCCCCGAUACGCUGGACCCCACCAGGGCAGGUGGAGUGGGCACAGGCCACGCCCAUACACUCUCUGCCCCGCACGAGUCCUUCCCCUAUGGCCUGGGCUACACCAGCCCCUUCUCGUCUCAGCAGCGCCCCCACAGGCACUCCAUGUACGUGCGACGGGAGCGGCACAGGACCCACGGGCAGGAGACAGGACUAGUGGUGGGGCAGGGUGCGCCCACACGCGCGAGCAGCCUACAGCUGCUUUCCCCUCAGCUUCCACACCGCCCCAUACCCCGACAGCCCACCGGAUCUUCCAGGGAGGAGCUCAGCCCAGACCUCAGCAGGAGUGAACAGUCUCCCAAAGAGAAGCCUCACUCUCACGGCCCGAUUAAAGAUUCGACGAGGGACAACACUGCUCCCUUCCACUCACAGCGGCCCAAAAACGAGGUGACGAUGUACCACGACCCACACAUGGAGGACGGAACAUCGUCCAAGGAGAACAGAAUCAUCUACAGUGAUUCGAUGCCUCGACGAGUAGGCAGCUUCUAUAGAGUCCCUUCUCCACGACCAGACAACUCCUUCCAUGACAACGGAAAUCCAGGUCGAGGGCCAGCUGUUCCGGCAGACAUGGCAGCCCAGAGCAACCAUUCCAAACGCCAGACUAACUUUGACCCGUGGACUACCCCUGAUGCCAUGGUGAUGACCCAACCAGAGGCACCAAAACAGAAAGAAAAACAGGGUUUCUUCAGAGCAAUAAAGAAGAAGAAGAAGAAGUCAGAGGCGACGGAGGUUCGUGAGGGAAGGAACCCAAGCAUCAAGAAAAGCCUUUUCCCCCUGUUUAACUCAAAGAAUAGCUUAAAGCAUAACGCCUGUGUGCUUCCUGUUCUUACCCAGACCAUGGUCCCGGCUGAUGGACUGCAGGACCAGCUACUUCUACAGAGGCCGGUGAAAUCCUCCUCCCACCACAGUAGUCGGCACCGAAACCGGGACAGGGACCGAGACCGGGACAGGGACAGGGACAGGGACCGGGACAGGGAGCGGGACCGGGACCGGGACAGGGAGCGGGACAGGAACCGAGACAGAGACAGCACGUGGCCCACAGAGAAACAUGUGAAUGCACAAACACAGAACCAGCCCUUGAAGUCUCUGCGCAAGCUGCUGCAUCUCUCCUCUCCACCUUCUUCCAACCCGCCUGCCACCCAACCGCCGCCUCCACCUCUUCCUCCGGACCGUUCUGCUGAGCUGCUCUUCCAGCCCCACCCCAAUCCCGGCCCACCCAAAGGACCCCCUCCCCCCCUCCCUGAGCCACGGGGGCUUCCUGUGGGCAGCCUCACCCCAAACACCAAAAGCCGCAAGCCCCAUAACUACCCCCUGCCAGGGCAGAUGGAGUCGGGCUGGCACACCUCGGCCCUGGCUCGUGCCGAGGGGGCUCCUCCGUACCCUGACCAAAUGGCUAGCAAGAGCGGGCAGAAUGGCAUUGGGUACGCCCGGGCCCCUCGCACCCGGAUGCCAAACCUCAACGACCUGAAAGAAACGGCGCUGUAGGGCACAGCCGUGUCUCCUCCCCCUCAUCAGGCCGCCUGGGGAACGCAUCACCACACAGCUCAUGCACAGUGAUACACAGCGCCACCUCUGGCCAGAAGAUGACGGUAGUCAUGUCUUGAUUUUGUUUUAUAAAAAAAGCAUCCACAUUUGAUAGAAUUUGUAUUAUUGUUAAUGACAUAUGGGUUCAGUUUUCUGUUGAAUAUCUUAUCGACAUUGAUGAUAUGUACUAUGUAUUUGUAUAUGGAAAUUUAUUGGUGGGGGGGCAAUCUGUGGAAUAGUAAGAGCUUUAGUUUAUACACCAGAGAAUGUAUAAUUAAUGUGUAAUAAUUCUAUAUUUCAUGGAGAUUAUUUAAUUAAUUAUGGGUGUCUUAAUAUUUACAUUGUAUAGUGCAUUUUACUGUUGUAACAAAAGGUACAUUGUUAGGAUUAUUAUUAUUAUUAUUAUUAUUAUUAUUAUUAUUUCAUUGGACAUUUUGUUUAAUUACGAAUCCCAUGUCUGGAUGCAUAGGUCUCUCAUACAUAAACACUCUGCAGGUUAAAGAUUUAAACUUUAAAUUUUGUGAGGUCUCCCAGAGAACAAAGAAGUCAGGUUAGUCACGUGACUUCUUUGUGAACAGGUGAAUUAUUCUGUUAUUUUAUAAUUAUUAUAUAAAUAUUCCCAAACUAUUCCAAGCAGAUUAGCUAAACCAUCAGAGGUUAAUUCUUCCCAAACGAUCCCAAACUAACAGCUGACAUUAAUGUGACAUUGAAGCAUCAGAGCUGUGCAGCGUCUGUAAAGCAGCUGGGCUGGGCUGUGGUGGGCCUGUCCUGAGGCGGGGGGUCUGUUGGU
Messenger RNA from Electrophorus electricus (electric eel), 4531 nucleotides. It is a transcript of the gene cdkl5, whose product is annotated as cyclin dependent kinase like 5. NCBI's taxonomy places the organism in Eukaryota, Metazoa, Chordata, Actinopteri, Gymnotiformes, Gymnotidae. Gene Ontology annotation, molecular function: ATP binding; protein kinase activity. Gene Ontology annotation, cellular component: nucleus; dendrite cytoplasm. Gene Ontology annotation, biological process: protein phosphorylation; positive regulation of axon extension; regulation of dendrite development. The record is from RefSeq and is a predicted model, not a curated record.